AUGACGGGAUGCUGUGGCACAUUUCAGUGGAUGGCUCCUGAAGUGCUCACCAGCCAGAAAUACUCCUUGUCCGCUGACGUGUACAGCUUUGGAGUCAUUAUGUGGGAAAUUUGUGAAGAAUCCGCACCCUUCAAAGGCCUAGCUCCAGCUCAGAUCCCUAUCGCAGUUGUCCAAGACCGACGGCGACCCAUAAUCUCACCUAAAACUCCGCCGCCACUCCGUGAUCUCAUCCAGCGCUGCUGGCAACACGAACCAGCUCUCCGACCUAGUGCAGCUGAUAUAGUUGGCAUCCUCCAGAGCUUUUUCCCAACCGCAUAA
Molecule: messenger RNA, 318 nt
Organism: Phytophthora infestans T30-4
Lineage: Eukaryota; Oomycota; Peronosporomycetes; Peronosporales; Peronosporaceae
Exons: 3
Coding region: 1-318 (105 amino acids)
Biological process (GO): protein phosphorylation
Molecular function (GO): protein kinase activity; ATP binding
Source: RefSeq, a predicted model, not a curated record